Messenger RNA from Hyphopichia burtonii NRRL Y-1933, 292 nucleotides. RefSeq lists its product as uncharacterized. The transcript is spliced from 2 exons. Lineage: Eukaryota; Fungi; Ascomycota; Pichiomycetes; Serinales; Debaryomycetaceae. The record is from RefSeq and is a predicted model, not a curated record. Gene Ontology annotation, cellular component: mitochondrion. Bases 35 to 292 code for a protein of 85 amino acids.
GGUAGUAUUAAUUAAGGUAGAAAUAGCAUUGAUAAUGUCAGUUACCAAGUUCCCACCUCUUCUUUCGGAAGAUGAUUUACAAAAAUAUAAAGUUCCAUUACGUUGGAGAGAUAGAUGUGCUGCUUACUUUUCUUUAUAUCAUAUAUGUCUUAUAAGACAAUCAGCCAAUUCAUCGGUUGAUUGUAAACAUGAUAAACAUUCCUGGGAAGAAUGUGAAAAUUUGGAUUUCAUCAGAAGACAACAAGAAUUAAAAGAAGUUAAAGAAAAGAGAAGAUCUGAAUUACAAAACUAA